UUAGAAAUCCCUCUCACUGUCAAGAACCCGAGAAGUCGAAAAAGCAAACAGAUUUCGAAGUUUCGUCGCCUCCGAGCUCUUACUUCUUCUAAUCGUUCACCUUCUUGUGGAAGAGGAAGCCGAUCUUCUUAGUAUAUAGCAAGGUUCUUUACGGAUCUCUAAAAGCUUCUGAUUUGAAAAGAUGCUUCCUCUAUCGCUGCUCAAAACUGCUCAAGGGCAUCCUAUGCUCGUGGAGCUCAAGAAUGGAGAGACAUACAAUGGGCAUCUGGUGAAUUGUGAUACAUGGAUGAACAUUCAUCUGCGUGAAGUCAUCUGUACAUCAAAGGACGGAGAUAGGUUUUGGAGAAUGCCGGAAUGUUAUAUCCGUGGUAACACAAUUAAGUACCUUCGAGUUCCAGAUGAGGUGAUUGAUAAAGUACAGGAGGAGAAGAGUCGCACAGAUAGAAAACCACCAGGGGUUGGACGUGGAAGAGGACGUGGUGUGGAUGAUGGAGGGGCCAGAGGCAGAGGGCGAGGAACUUCAAUGGGGAAGAUGGGUGGAAACAGAGGAGCAGGUCGCGGGCGUGGUUGAUGCAACAAGUUUUUGGACUUUGUCAGUUUCUACUGCCAAAUCUGCUAACUUCCCUUGCUAGUAUGAUUGUGGAGAAAACCAAAAGUUACAUAAGAAGUUGGUCUGUUGUUGGUUUUCUAUUAAGUAUGUAAGGGAUAGGGAGUGUGUUUUUCGAUUCUCCUUUUUUCAUCUUUUGGAAAAUGAAAUUUGUCUUUUGCCUUUUUGUGCAAUUUGUGAUGGUAUAUGAGAUAUGAACUUCCAAUUUGUUUUGGAGAAUACUGUUUCAUUUUCGCUUAAAAUUGAAUCCGUUUGGUCUUGAAUUAAUAUAAUUGUUAUCUGAUAAAA
This is a messenger RNA of Arabidopsis lyrata subsp. lyrata, 895 nucleotides long. Its product is annotated as sm-like protein LSM4. Gene Ontology annotation, molecular function: U6 snRNA binding. NCBI's taxonomy places the organism in Eukaryota, Viridiplantae, Streptophyta, Magnoliopsida, Brassicales, Brassicaceae. Gene Ontology annotation, cellular component: P-body; U6 snRNP; spliceosomal tri-snRNP complex. The record is from RefSeq and is a predicted model, not a curated record. The coding region runs from base 182 to 571 and encodes 129 amino acids. Gene Ontology annotation, biological process: nuclear-transcribed mRNA catabolic process; spliceosomal snRNP assembly; mRNA splicing, via spliceosome. The transcript is spliced from 8 exons.